GUUUCGGGACGGUGGUGCCGAACUGCUGACAUUUUCGAGUCAGAGAAGUGAUCCAGUAGGAAGGAGCAGCGCAGAGCAGGAAACAACGAGCAGAAGAUUUAUAAUAGGUGGUUGUGUGGACGACAAACUUGGACAAAUUUUUUGAUAACGUAAAGGAAAAAGUGCUAUACAUUUGGAAGUGCAUCGGAAUUUGCAGGGUCAGCUGGAAGGAUGCUUCCGCCGAGAGGUGUGUCGAAGGAAAAUCUGGAAUUUGCGUCAAAGUGUUUACCGACAAAUAUCGAUUAAUAUGAAUUGGCUUGGUCCUAAUCGGAGUCGCCGAACACCUUUACCAAAUAAGAGAAACAAAAGAAGCAUUAUUUGGGCGCUUUGUUAAUCUUCAGCAAUUGAGCAAGACUGAUUUACGUUAAACACACAAAAACUCACUCACAGCUAAGAGCACUCCACAAAAGCACCAGCAAGCAGAGCACUUAACUUAGGCAGCAAAAUGUCGUUCUCCAACGGUACUCAGCUCAAGUCGUCCUCCUCCGGUGGCACCAACGGCGGCGGCCCACCCCGGCAGCCGUUGAAUCCACCGGGGCGACCUCAGAGCUACAGUUACAGUCGAGAUUCGGACCGGCUGCUGUGGGAAAUGCGUCCGGCCAACCGAACGCCCAAUACCACCCCGGUCAGCACGGUGCUCAACUCGCCGGACCUGACCGAUCUGGACACGAAACUGCGCUACCAGCACAGCACGCUGAUGCAGCACCACCAGAUCAAGGUUGGCCGCAGUCCGGUCGGCAGUGGCGGAAACAACGACAGCAAUAACUCCACCAACCCGUCUAGUCCGACAAUGGUGCUCGACUCGGGGCAUCACCCGGAAGCAGCGUUCUCGUCCUUCUCGAUGCUGUCCGACGGCGAGAUGGUCGUGUUCGACGAUAUCGACACGACAACGAUGCGCAACUGGCGCAUGAGCGGAGAUCGGGACAUUCUGGGCAGUUCACCGGUGCCUUCCGAAAACGAGGACGAAGAAGAGGACAAUAGUUGUGCUUCCGGUGGUCGGGGAGGGGGCGGGGUAGAUGACGAGAGGAAUUACUACGACGUGGACAGUACGAAGAUUCAGCGGAUCAUCGGGGGAUUGACGAUUGCGGAGUACGAGGGAUCGCCACGAAGGUUCGGUAUGGUAGAUCGGGAUGAGGUUGGAGGAGACGGCGGUGGUGGACGACCAGCUGGGAUGCCAAGGCCCGGAUUUCCAAAGAGGGUGAUUUCACCGAGUCCAUCGGAAUUGCAGCAUCGUCCACAGCGGUCGCCGGCUGCCGAAAGUCAGUCGGAGUUGAUAGAUCUCAAUGAUGAUGGGGAUGGAUCCCGGUUGCGACGUUCUGCCGCCAACGAAAGUAAGUUUAAUCUAACCUACGUGGAUUAUUUCACCUCCACCAAUGACGAGCUGUCGUUGAUGGAAGAAGGUGAUCAGAACAAUCAAACUCCGACUAACAUACUGACUAAUAUCGAUAACGAUGGUGGCGGUGGUGGAGGGAACGAUCAAGACUACUUCUUUAGCUAUGGCACUAAUCGGAAUGCUCAAAGUAACGCUUAUGUCGCUCAACGCUUGGCUACGACAAAGUCCAAUCGCUCCGGGUCCAGAGAGCAGGAGGAUGCCGAAGAUGAGGAUGAUGAAGACGACCAGCUAUCGCGAACUCCCAUCGGUGGGGGCCAUUUGAGCAAUAGUUAUCCCUAUUAUCAUAAGUACAGCAACAGCCAAUGCCACUACGCUAGUUCCAAUGUAGAGAUGGAUCCGGCGGAGCCGCACAAUCAGCAACGUUACUAUCAUUACGCUUCUUCGCAGCAGCAACAGCAGCAUCAUCACCAUCAUCAUCCGGGGUACGGUGGAAGUGGUGGCGAAGCGCAGGACAUUGAACUGUUCAUCGAUUCCGGUAGUCGCAGUGGGGGCGAGUCGGAGGUGGACCAGCAACAGCAGCAGGUGGAGCCGCAUCACAAGCACCAGCACCACUCGCAUGUGGACAGUAAGAUCAGGAGUUUUACACUCUCGCCGGAAACGACCGACUAUGACUCGAACUGCGGCGAUCUGGACUCGGAGAUGUCGCUGCGCUAUAUGGGGAAUGAAUACGGACUCUCCGCUGACUUGAACGGCCACAUGGGAAGCGGUGGCGGUGGCAACGAUAACUCCAUCACCGACUACGGACGUCUCUACAGCAGUAUGCCCAUCCUGGAGGACGGUCUCUCCAGUGGUCACGCGUCCGAUACGGAAAACAACUUAGCUCCUCCACCGCCUCCGUCGGCUCUCACGGGCAUCUCCAUCGUAAUGGACCAGUCACAGCAGUCGCACCUCCAACAGCAGGAUGAUUCGUCAUCGGUGGUGGCGGGAGUGGUCGUGUCGACGAUAGAGCAGGAAUCCGGUCAUCCCUUCAUUUCUUCCAUCCAGAUGGCAGCGGAUCAACCAACCUCGCAGCUCCAGGACUCCAGUGACGAAGUUCAGGAAGCGAUCAAGGACAUCAAGGCGGCCCUGCAAAAGACCAAAAUUUUGCCCUCCACGGAAGGACCCUCGCUGCUAGAUGCGGAGCAGGACGGUCGAACGGAGGUUUCACCGGUGUGGGUACCGCGGUCCUUCGAGAAAUCGCGGGAAAGUCUGGAAUCAGAUCAACCGGCGAAGCUGCUGAGUGCAGACGAAGAAGAAGCCGAUACCGAUCUGGAAACGGAUCGAUUACUUGGUCAACAACGGCUGGAUGAUCCGGGAUUCGGCGACGAUAAGAGUUGGGUUGGAAAUGAUCGUGCCAAGAUACGGUCGAUCCGGUCGCCAACGGUUCCGUUAGUCAGCAAAAAUCACACGGCGAUUCGGGCCGGAGUAGGAACGCAGAUAUCGGCGGAGUCCCCGGCGAACAACGUUGGCAUCACGAACGUGUACGGCAACGGUGGGACCAUUCCGCUGGGAUCGGAUAAAGAGGACGUGAAACCGCUGAACCAGACUGGCUCGCCUGGGGACAAGAGUCCCGCCUCGAAGAGUGAUCAAGAAAAGAAGGCCAAGUGUAAAACGAAAGAAGGUCUUCUGGAUCCAUCAGUUCUCAUCGAGGGAGUCCUCUUCCGCGCACGCUAUCUCGGUUCCACUCAGCUGGUUUGCGAAGGCCAACCAACCAAAUCAACCCGAAUGAUGCAAGCCGAGGAAGCCGUCUCACGAAUAAAGGCACCGGAAGGCGAAUCGCAGCCCAGUACCGAGGUCGACCUUUUUAUCUCGACCGAGAAAAUCAUGGUGCUGAACACCGAUCUCAAGGAGAUCAUGAUGGAUCACGCCCUGAGGACAAUCUCCUACAUUGCCGACAUCGGUGACCUGGUAGUGCUGAUGGCACGGAGGCGUUUCGUGCCGCAGGACGUCGAUCCCGGUGAUCCGGCUGCACCGCUGGUAGCGGCCGCCACUCAGCAGACCACCUCCACGAAUAAUGCUUCCACCGGUGGUGCCACAACCGGCGACAGCGGUAACAGCAGUCCACCAAAGAAGUCCCUCCCGCGGGGCAACCGGACACCCAAGAUGAUUUGCCACGUGUUUGAAAGCGAAGAGGCCCAGUUCAUAGCGCAAUCCAUUGGGCAGGCAUUCCAGGUGGCCUACAUGGAGUUUCUAAAGGCGAACGGAAUUGAGGACCACAGCUUCAUGAAGGAAAUGGACUACCAAGAGGUGCUGAACAGUCAGGAGAUCUUCGGCGACGAGUUGGAGAUCUUCGCCAAGAAGGAACUUCAGAAGGAGGUUGUGGUACCGAAGGCGAAGGGAGAGAUCCUCGGAGUGGUGAUCGUUGAAUCCGGCUGGGGCUCAAUGCUGCCGACGGUGGUCAUAGCGAAUUUGUCCUCGUCCGGAGCGGCGGCACGGUGUGGUCAGCUGAAUAUAGGCGAUCAAAUAAUCGCAAUCAACGGGUUAAGUUUAGUCGGAUUGCCACUGUCUACCUGCCAAGGAUACAUUAAAAACACCAAAAAUCAGACUGCGGUUAAGUUUACGGUGGUUCCGUGUGCGCCUGUGGUUGAAGUGCGGAUAAAGCGACCCAACACCAAGUACCAGCUCGGGUUCAGCGUGCAGAAUGGAGUGAUUUGCAGUUUGCUUCGUGGUGGCAUUGCGGAACGAGGCGGAGUCCGCGUCGGGCACCGAAUCAUCGAAAUCAACAACCAAAGCGUGGUAGCUGUACCACACGAAAAGAUCGUCAACCUGCUGGCGACAUCUGUAGGCGAGAUUCACAUGAAAACCAUGCCUACCUCGAUGUUUCGGCUACUAACGGGGCAGGAGAACCCGGUUUACAUCUAAGCAGGCGUCCGGGCACUUACGAAGGGACUGGCGAGGAUGCGAUGUGAUUGUGAUACGAAAACGGAAAACGCACGAAAGCAAAACGGCUGCUGGACACAAUAGACACUGCACUGCAUAUAAUCUGCAUUUAGGCGUAACGCGAACAGAGCGAUAAAACAGUUGCAAAGCAAAUGCGCUUCAAACCUGGUUGCAAAACGACACAGUUUUCGACGACGUGAAACCAAGAGAUUGUGAAUCUUAGUGUAGGGAGUUUGUAUAGUCGAAUGAUUAGGCGAAUUUCGUAAUGGGUAAUAAUAAGCAAAUAGUAUAUUAAGCAUUAAGACUUGCAGGCUGAACAAAUCUACCUUUAAGACGAGUGGAUUUCAAAAAAAACAAUGCAAAACGAUUCCUCAAAGAAGUUAUAGACGAUGCUCUUGCUGCAGUUAGGAGGACCGGACUUACCAAAGUUGUUGACUGGCGGGAGCCUAUGAAAGUCUCACUCAAACCCAUACUCAUACCGACACGGUUUUCAGAAACCAGUUUUCAAUUCUUCCUUCAUCACAUAUUACCGGACACUGUCAACUCUGCGACCAAACUAUAAAUGCUCCGUAAUCAGUAAGGUAUGCCUACAAUUUAGUGACUGUUUCCAAAAUAAAAAUAAUAUUUGAGAGAGUUGCGUCCGCUGUGAAACCAAAAGUAAACCUGGAAAGUAUUUGAGUGAACCAAGAAAGUAUUUAUUCGUAGCAAUAUAUACGUAUACAUAUGAGGGAGGAACACAGAUUGAUUAAGCGCUUUCCACGAAUCUUUAGGAAUAUAUAAUUGACGCAAAGGUUCCGUGACAGACAUGAUGACGGCCACACAUACACAUAUACCUAUGAAAGACAUGCAUUUAAUCGCAUACGCAUCAAAUCGAGAGGAAAUCGAAACUGCAAACCAUUUAGUCACGCUGCAGUAGGCUGAUCAAAAGCUGAACAAUACAAAGUUGAGCAAAUCCGGAAGAAGAUCAACUUUCAUGUGAUAACAAUACCAAGUAAUCAUUCUGGAAACAAUCAGCAUCAAGUGAAAGGUUGUUUAUCAAAAUGGGGAAAACAAGGAAAUAAUCACUAUGACUAUAGAAAGCAUAACGCAAGCAAUGCAUAAAGAAACAAAUUGAACACGCAAUGCAGCAGCAAAACAAAGGUGCAAAACUAUAGAGACGAAACCAGAACAAUACACGAUGUAACGUUGGAAAAAAGUGAAAAACAAAA
Messenger RNA from Armigeres subalbatus, 5499 nucleotides. Its product is annotated as amyloid-beta A4 precursor protein-binding family A member 2-like. Bases 485 to 4273 code for a protein of 1262 amino acids. The transcript has 11 exons. Gene Ontology annotation, molecular function: protein binding. NCBI's taxonomy places the organism in Eukaryota, Metazoa, Arthropoda, Insecta, Diptera, Culicidae. The record is from RefSeq and is a predicted model, not a curated record. Gene Ontology annotation, biological process: chemical synaptic transmission. Gene Ontology annotation, cellular component: plasma membrane; dendritic spine; cytoplasm.